AUGCCCUCAAGUUUCCAGUCAGAUGAAUAUGAGCUUGAUGCCGAACCACUCAUCGGCUGGCAGAACAAAAGCCACCCAGUCUAUGAGCAACCCAGUUACCCCUUCAUCCUUCGAUGGAUAAGGAGGCCGUUGACUCUGCUGCUGAGCGGCGUGAUCCACUUCACAUCCCUGGUUUUUAUGGUUUUUCGAGGGAGAUCUAGACACAGAAGUGGAUUUAUAUGCUUCUUACAUACUCUGGCUGGUGUGAUCAUUGCUCUCAUCUGCCUGACAGGGCUAUUCUGGCCAUCUUACACUCGUCCACCACCACACUACGAGACCCUUCGACACCAGGUCCAGAGUAGUGAAACUCACGGCCGCGGCAAUGUUCAAAACCAGAAAGUUUUCAUCGCUGCCGUUCUUUUUGAUCCGCAAGGCAAGAUCGCCAGCGGACGAUGGGGUCAGGCUCUCCUUCAACUGAUCGAAUUGCUGGGAGAGCAGAACGUCUUUCUCAGCAUAUAUGAGAACAAUAGUGGAAAGGCCGGUGAAGAUGCCCUCCAUGUUCUUGCAGAUCAAGUCACCUGCAACAACACAAUUUUCUCCGAGCCAGGACUCAGUCUGGGAGAUCUACCGCGCGUGACGAUUCCCGGCGGAGAGAAACGCAUCAGACGCAUCGACUACCUGGCCGAAGUUCGCAACCGUGCUUUGCGGCCCCUCGACGCCGCGAACAUGAAAUACGACAAGCUUCUCUAUCUCAACGACGUGAUUUUCGAUCCGGUUGAAGUACUCCAGCUGUUGUUCUGCACCAAUGCCGAUGCCAACGGCGUGGCGCAGUACCGCGCCGCAUGUGCCGUGGACUUUAGCAACCCCUUCAAGUUCUACGACUCGUACGCCACCCGUGACUACGACGGGUUUGGCGUUGGUCUACCUUUCUUUCCCUGGUUCACCACCGCUGGAGCGGGACAGAGUCGUCGCGACGUCCUCGAGGGGAAAGAUGCUGUUCGCGUCCGCAGUUGCUGGGGUGGCAUGGUCGCCUUUGACGCGGCCUAUUUCCAGGGCCCUUCACCUGUGCGGUUCCGCGCCGACUCUGAGAUGUUCUGGGAUGCUUCAGAGUGUUGCAUUGUCCAUGCGGAUGUGCAAAGUGCCGAAGCAGGGCCCGAUCAGUCUCAACGUUCAGGAUCUUACAUGAAUCCCUUUGUGCGGGUAGCAUACGGAGCACGAAGUCAUUCAUGGCUGUGGACGACUCGUCGCUUCGAGAAGCUCUAUUCGCUGCCGCACAACAUUCUGAAUCAUCUCGUGGGAAUGCCUCACUACAAUCCUCGCCGCACCGAGGUCAUCGGCCAGAAGUUCCGAGAUGCCAUGUGGAUUCCAGGUGACGGGGAGGCCCAGUCGGGACAGGUUCAAACAGUGGAACGCGAGGCAGGAAACGAUGGUUUCUGCGGACGCCGUGGACUGGAAGUUCUGGUUGGAAAUAGGAGGCCUGAUCAGGAUGGAUUUGAGCCUGUUCCGAUUCCUGCCGGCUUGCACUAA
Penicillium oxalicum is the source of this 1506-nucleotide messenger RNA. Its product is annotated as glycosyltransferase family 69 protein. The record is from RefSeq and is a predicted model, not a curated record. NCBI's taxonomy places the organism in Eukaryota, Fungi, Ascomycota, Eurotiomycetes, Eurotiales, Aspergillaceae. The transcript has a single exon. The coding region runs from base 1 to 1506 and encodes 501 amino acids.